AUGGUUAUCCAGCAGGACUGGCAGGUUGCUUCRGUUUGGGGUGGACCGCAAUUCCAGUUCGCUGCUAUUGACCCGGUUGGUCACUCGUCAGGUUUGAUUACGAUCUGGAAUGACAGUUUGUUCCAGGCUCAAUGCGUGGAAAAAAAGGAGGGUUUUAUUGCGGUUAUGGGUUCGUGGCUUGCCUCGAAGUUAACGAUGGGGGUGAUAAAUGUCUAUGCACCACAAGAUUCCAAAAGGAAAAGACUACUUUGGACGGAAUUGCUAGGAACGUUAAAGAAGUAUUCUGGUGUUGCUUGGGUUAUAUGUGGGGAUUUCAAUGAAGUUCGAACAGCUGACGAACGGAAGGGAUCUAAUUUUGAUCCAAUGGGGGAAAAGUUCUUUAAUGACUUAAUUACUUCAGCAGGACUCUCAGAUAUUCCUCUUGGUGGGCGCAAAUAUACUUGGAUGAACCGUGAAUGCUCCAAGCUCAGUAAGUUGGAUCGGUUCCUGGUAAACAUGGAGUUUGUCAAUGCUUGGCCGAUGGUGAACUCAAUGGCUCUGCCUAGAGUUUUUUCAGAUCAUUGCCCGAUCAUCUUGGACUCGAGGAGUAAUGAAGGUGGUCCUACUCCGUUCAAAAUUUUUAACUCGUGGCUUUCAGAUCAAGAGUUGGCAGCAUUGGUCGAAGAUUGUUGGGACAAGCCUUGA
Messenger RNA from Cynara cardunculus var. scolymus (artichoke), 684 nucleotides. RefSeq lists its product as uncharacterized. Lineage: Eukaryota; Viridiplantae; Streptophyta; Magnoliopsida; Asterales; Asteraceae. The record is from RefSeq and is a predicted model, not a curated record. The coding region runs from base 1 to 684 and encodes 227 amino acids. The transcript has a single exon. Gene Ontology annotation, molecular function: catalytic activity.